AUGGGAGGCUCCCGCUGGCUGCUCCACUUCCUGUUCGUCUCCGUCCUGCUCCACGUUGUCCACUCCGGCCGGUCCCUGGAGUCCCAGUCGUGUGACCCCGCCGACCUGAAGGCGCUCCUCGCCUUCUCCGACGCCUUGGACAGCAAGCCCGCCGGGUGGGGCCCCGGCGACGCCUCCUGCUGUUCCUGGACCGGCAUCUCCUGCGAUCUCGGGCGGGUGGUCGCGCUGGAUCUCUCCAACAAGAGCCUCCACGGCGGCAUCUCCUCCGCGGUCGCCUCCCUCGACGGCCUAGCCACGCUCAACCUCUCCCGGAACGCGCUCCGUGGCGCCGCGCCGGAGGAGCUGGCCGGGCUGCCGAAGCUGCGGGUGCUCGACCUCAGCGCGAACGCGCUCUCCGGCCCGUUCCCGGCCGCUGCUGCCGUUGCCGGCGGCUUCCCGGCGAUCGAGCAGGUCAACAUCUCCUUCAACAGCUUCGACGGGCCGCACCCCGCGUUCCCCGCCGCGGCGAACCUGACGGCGCUUGAUAUCUCCGGCAACAUCUUCUCCGGGGGCAUCAACUCGUCCGCGCUCUGUCUUGCGCCGCUCGAGGUCCUCCGCUUCUCGGGGAAUGCCUUCUCCGGCGAGAUACCCAGCGGGUUGAGCCAGUGCACGGCGCUCACGGAGCUCUCUCUCGACGGCAACUGUUUCACGGGGAACAUUCCCGGCGACCUGUACACGCUGCCCAACCUGAGGAGGCUGAGCUUACAGGAAAAUCAGCUCACCGGCAACCUCGGCAAUGACCUUGGUAACCUCUCUCAGAUCGUGCAGCUUGAUUUGUCCUAUAACAAGUUCACAGGCUCCAUCCCUGAUGUCUUUGGAAAGAUGAGGUGGCUAGAGUCCGUAAACUUGGCCACCAAUAAGUUGGAUGGUGAAUUGCCUGCUUCCCUGUCCAGUUGUCCACUGCUGAGGGUAAUCAGCCUGAGGAACAACUCGCUGUCUGGUGAGAUUGCUAUCGACUUCAACUUGCUGCCGAAGCUGAAUACUUUUGAUAUUGGAACCAACAAUCUGAGUGGUGUUAUACCUCCUGGCAUCGCCGUCUUGCAACACCUGCCCAACCUCACAAGCUUGGUGCUCACCAGGAAUUUCCGUGGUGGCGAGACAAUGCCAGUGGAUGGCAUCAGUGGGUUCAAGAGCAUGCAGGUGCUCGUCCUGGCAAACUGUUUACUGACAGGCGUAAUUCCGCCUUGGCUGCAGAGCUUGGGAAGCCUCAAUGUGCUGGACAUUUCAUGGAACAAGUUAAAUGGGAAUAUCCCACCGUGGCUAGGGAAGCUGGACAACCUCUUCUAUAUUGACCUGUCAAACAAUUCUUUCAGUGGUGAGCUUCCUAUGAGCUUCACACAGAUGAGGAGUUUGAUUUCAACUAAUGGCUCGAGUGAGCGGUCACCAACAGAGGACCUCCCGUUAUUCAUCAAGAGGAAUUCAACUGGCAAAGGUUUGCAGUACAACCAAGUCAGCAGCUUCCCACCGUCACUUAUACUCUCAAACAAUCUGCUUGUUGGGCCGAUCUUGUCAAGUUUUGGUUAUCUUGUGAAGCUUCAUGUCCUGGACCUGAGCUGGAACAACUUCUCAGGGUCAAUCCCUGACGAGCUGUCAAACAUGUCGAGCUUGGAAGUGCUGAAUUUGGCCCACAACAAUCUCAAUGGGACAAUACCUUCGUCUCUAACAAAGCUGAAUUUUCUCUCCAACUUUGAUGUGUCGUACAACAAUUUGACCGGAGAUAUCCCUACCGGUGGGCAAUUCUCCACAUUCUCACCUGAGGAUUUUGAUGGUAACCCUACACUCUGCCUUCGGAAUUCUUCAUGCGUCGCGAAGGAUUCAUCUGUGGGAGCUGCACACAGUAAGAAAAGGAAAGCCGCCCUUGUUGCCCUUGGACUGGGAACUGCAGUUGGGGUUCUCCUCUUCUUGUUCUGUGCUUUUGUGAUCGUGUCAAGGAUUGUUCAUUCAAGAAUGCAGGAGCGCAAUCCAAAGGCUGUAGCAAAUGCUGAAGACUCCGAGUCUAACUCUUGCCUGGUGCUGCUUUUCCAAAACAACAAAGAAUUCAGCAUUGAGGACAUCUUGAAGUCCACCAACAACUUUGAUCAAGCUUAUAUAGUUGGAUGUGGUGGUUUUGGCCUUGUUUACAAGUCGACGCUGCCAGAUGGGAGGAGAGUUGCAAUCAAAAGGCUUUCAGGUGACUACUCUCAGAUCGAACGGGAAUUCCAAGCCGAGGUGGAGACACUUUCACGGGCUCAGCAUGAAAACCUUGUCUUGCUGCAAGGUUAUUGCAAGGUUGGCAAUGACAGGCUGUUGAUCUACUCAUAUAUGGAGAAUGGUAGCUUGGAUUACUGGCUUCACGAGAGGGCUGAUAGUGGGAUGCUGCUGGAUUGGCAGAAGAGGCUACGGAUUGCACAGGGUUCUGCAAGGGGGCUGGCAUACCUGCAUAUGUCUUGUGAUCCCCAUAUACUGCAUCGAGAUAUCAAAUCAAGCAAUAUCCUUCUAGAUGAGAACUUUGAGGCCCAUCUGGCCGAUUUUGGCUUAGCAAGACUCAUCUGCGGAUAUGAGACACAUGUCACAACAGAUGUGGUGGGAACCUUGGGGUACAUUCCUCCUGAAUAUGGGCAAUCACCAGUGGCGACUUACAAGGGUGACAUAUACAGCUUUGGCAUUGUUCUGCUCGAGCUACUCACUGGUCGGAGGCCUGUGGACAUGUGCAGGCCGAAAGGGACCAGGGAUGUGGUGUCAUGGGUGCUUCAGAUGAAGGAGGAGGGCAGGGAAACCGAAGUUUUCCAUCCAAGCAUACAUCACAAGGACAAUGAAAGCCAGUUGAUGAGAAUCCUUGACAUAGCGUGCCUUUGUGUGACUGCUGCUCCGAAAUCAAGACCAACAUCGCAGCAGCUAGUCGCAUGGCUCGACAACAUCGCAGAGGGCUGA
Miscanthus lutarioriparius is the source of this 2949-nucleotide messenger RNA. The record is from the annotation of a GenBank genome assembly. Lineage: Eukaryota; Viridiplantae; Streptophyta; Magnoliopsida; Poales; Poaceae.